Chenopodium quinoa (quinoa) is the source of this 375-nucleotide messenger RNA. RefSeq lists its product as uncharacterized. The record is from RefSeq and is a predicted model, not a curated record. NCBI's taxonomy places the organism in Eukaryota, Viridiplantae, Streptophyta, Magnoliopsida, Caryophyllales, Amaranthaceae. Bases 1 to 375 code for a protein of 124 amino acids. The transcript has a single exon.
AUGAGGGUUAGGAAGAAAGGGAAGUUAAGCCCAAAGUACAUAAGCCCGUAUGAGAUCAUUCAGAAAGUGGGAAAAGUGGCAUAUAAGUCGGAUUUUCCUAAUCAGCUGGAAAUGGUUCACAACGUGUUACAUGUGAGUCAAAUUCGAAAGUAUGUACCUGAUGUGACACAUGUGUUACAACCUGAAACAAUUGAGAUGGAUGAGAAAUUGACCUAUGAGGAAAGACCAGUGAAGAUUUUGGAUACUAAAAUAAGAAGCAUAAGGAACAAUGAUGUGAGAGUUGUGAAAGUGUUAUGGUCGAACCAUAAAACUGAGGAGGCUACAUGGGAAGAUGAGGCUGAUAUGAGGAAACGUUACCCAGAACAGUUUGACUAA